CUGGCGCUCGGUGGUUGAGAGAAUUUUCGCUGCCCAACAUUGCCCUGUGCUCGUUCCGCGUCGUCGAAGAACGUUUCGACAGCCUCGUCGCCUGCAGAGAGAACGAGCUCGGCUCCCACUUCGAAAUGGCGAAGCGCAACCUGCUCCUCCCGCUGGUGUGCCUCCUGCUGCAGCAGGCUCACGGCUGGGAGAACACGCACCUGUUCGGCGACGUGUGCUGGUCGAACGGUUCGAGCGUGCUGUGGCUCCACCGCGGCGAGCUGCCGUCGGCCGUGGUGGGCCUGCGGUACCCGCUCGAGACAGCGCACAACUGCAGCUUCGCCGUGGCCAGCGACAGCGGCGCGCUCAUCGUGGUCGUCCGGCUGCUCGACCUGCGCCGGGAUCUCAACGGCACCUGCCUGGAUCACGUCGCGCUGGAGGAAGGACCAGGCGGCCGUCCCCUGAUCUUCGACGGUCCCCGGUGCUGGGCGAAGCAGGGAGACGAGAUGCACGCCCUGGCCCGCGGGGUCGUGCACGUGCGGCUCAGCGUGACGCCGCCGGUCGCGCGCGUCUACAGGGGACUCAACAUCGCGUUCACCACACACUUUCACGGCGAGUGCACGCAACACACGCGCUUGCCGUACAACGUGAUUGCGUGAGCGCGAAAAAAAAAAAUGAAGAAGAAAAAUAAAGAAAAAAAGGGCCAGGCCGCGCGCCCACGUCGGGCUAAGUUAUAAUGUGGCGCGUACGUUGACACGUCGGACUGAGCGAGUUCUUCUACGUCGUGGCCGACUCCGGUCGCAAUCGCUGGGCAACUUGAUUAGUUUGACCCGUUGACCGACUCAUUGGGCACCCAAUGAUUGGAAUUCUAGGAAAAAAAAAAAGGUUAGAAAAAGAGAAAUAUAAAAAGAAAUGCAUGGAAAAAAGAAAAAGGAACACAAGGCCGCUCGCAUAAGGAGCGUAAAGAACUGCGCGUGACGACACUUAGAUUUUCUGAAGCAACUUGUGCGCAAUCAUUGGCACGCAGCGAAGCUGUGGAAUCGGUUUUUUGUUCAGCGUGUUCGUUACCGCUCCCCGCUGAAGAGCGGUGCGUGUUCGCGGCAAUGCGAGGAGUAUUGCCGUGAAGCCGCAAUGCAAAAUUCGCACACGACACGGAAUCCCCCUUUUGUACCAAAUUUGUUGAAGUUUUGGUGAGGCGAGUGUGCGCGAAAAUAGGAUAGUUACCUGUCUGGCGAACACACGGAACGUUCAUGAGGCAUGUACGGGAAACCUGGAGUAGUAGAAGUGUGUGCGACGCGGUGACGAAAUACUCGUGAUGUCACACUUCUUCCCGUCAGCAGCCCAGCUCCAUUGUCGC
This is a messenger RNA of Dermacentor andersoni, 1336 nucleotides long. RefSeq lists its product as uncharacterized. The record is from RefSeq and is a predicted model, not a curated record. Lineage: Eukaryota; Metazoa; Arthropoda; Arachnida; Ixodida; Ixodidae.